GCCCAAAGUGGAUUAGCGUGCACAAAAUCACGCUUCGAACUCGCUCCUGCAUCUAAUGAUCAGCAGAGAGCUCUGCGCAUUCGGCUCUUAUACACACAUUGAUUCAUCUCAAUAUGCCUCCAAAAACAUAUAAUGCAGCUGCGCGGAAAAAGAAGAGCAUAGGGACGCCGAAGCAGGCGAGGUUGACAGACAGCUUCCGGCAUACAAAGAGAUCACCAUCGGUAUCCUUCUCCGAGAAAGAUGGCGACGCGACAACGGACAAGGCCAAGUCGAACGUGAAGCAAGCGCCCGUUGAAGAUAAUGAGGUUAUUGAACACAUUGAUUUACUGCCUAAACGGAAAAGUCUAGAUGAGGUGGAGACAGUUGUCGAUGUUGAGAAGAGCGCGGCCGAAGAAGAGGAGAUUAGUGAGAAGGAAGAGGAGAAGGUCGAGCGAUUGGACUAUGACGACCCUUCGUAUGGUAAUAUUUUGGAGCAUAUGAUUGAAGCUGAAAUCUCAGAACCUAUUCACCAAAGCGACCUCUCAACAGUAGAGAAGGUUCUCAAGCGAUUUGACCUAGAUUCGAGAUUUGGACCGUCGUACGGCAUGAGUCGACUUGAGCGGUGGAUUAGAGCCGAAAAGCUAGGAUUCGAGCCGCCAAAGGAGGUGCACACAAUACUCACGAGCCGAGAAGGGCGCGACGUGGAAAUUCUGAGAGAGGGAUACCUGUACGGACAGAUUUGAAGACAGUAAUGGUAGUAUAUGGACUUGGGUUUGUGUGAAUAGAUUGUUGGAGGUAUAUACCAACUACAGCAUGUCGACGCCGACAAUUGCCGACAAACGCGUAGGGAUCCACAAUUUUUCUUUAUACUACGCAAUCAUAGUCACACGACAUGCCGCAGUCUAUCGCCGUAGCUAAAAACUUCUAGAGCCAUAUCCUGGUAGCUCCCGAGUGCCGGCACGAGCCAAAAGGGCUUAUUUAUCCGUUGCUACGCGUAUGUCCGGAAGAUAAACUCAGGUUCGGAUUCCAACUUCGCGAUACCGUCGACGCGGUUGACCGACCAGCACGACGAGUCAACGGCGCCGCGUCAUGGAUAACAUACU
Molecule: messenger RNA, 1082 nt
Organism: Myxozyma melibiosi
Lineage: Eukaryota; Fungi; Ascomycota; Lipomycetes; Lipomycetales; Lipomycetaceae
Product: DNA polymerase delta, subunit 4-domain-containing protein
Exons: 2
Coding region: 114-722 (202 amino acids)
Biological process (GO): DNA-templated DNA replication; DNA synthesis involved in DNA repair
Cellular component (GO): delta DNA polymerase complex
Molecular function (GO): DNA-directed DNA polymerase activity
Source: RefSeq, a predicted model, not a curated record